UUGUGCUUUGGCCUCCUUUUACAGUGUGCUAUAUACGCCGUCAAAUUACACCACGCUCAUUACCCACGCUCUUUGCCAUGAAGUACUCCCUCCUCGCCCUCGCAGCAGCCACCGCUGUUGCAGCCUCGAACUCGACCGACAGUGUCCUGAUCCCCUCCAACAUCACCGACGCGUGCACAACCUUCCUCACAGAGCUCAACGCAGACUCCACCAUCUCCGAGUGCGUCACCCCCCUCAUCAACGCUACCGCCUCCUUCUCCCCCACGGCUGUCGCCGCCACCAACCUCACAGAGGACAGCAUCAACUAUGCCUUGGCCGACGUCUGCAAGACCAACGCCGGUUGCUCAGACACCACCAUCCGCUCCUGGCUCUCCAAGUUUUACUCCCAGUGCUCCACCGAGCUGACCUCGUCCGACGGCUACAACUCGGAGGUCAGGGAGCUCUACGACAUCUUGUAUGUCGUCAACCCCCUCAAGGGCGCCGUCUGCUCGGUCGACUCCUCCAACCAGGAGUACUGCGUCAACGAGAUUGUCGCCUCCGAGUCUACCAACAGCUCUUCCUCGUCCAACUCUACGAGCAACAGCACCGCGCUCUACGCCAACUUUGCUGCCUCUGACAGCGUCCUCUCCCCCAUCCAGCUCGCCGCCUCCAACCUCUACAUCGAGGUCUCCAACUCUGCCUCGUCCUUGAAGAAGCGCGUCCUCUCCACCCUCUCUUCCCGUGCCGCCCAGUCGGUCAACAUGGCAACCAUCAUCACCCCCAACGCCACCACCUACAAGUCCACCAACCUCCCCUUCCUCUUCCUCCAGCCCACCCUCUCUUCCUCUGCCCUCUGUACCCCCUGUACCCGUGAGGUCAUGGUCUCGUACAUCAAGUGGGAGACCCAGGUGCCCUACGCGUUGGGUUUGAGCCAGUCGCCCAUCCUCGGUGGCCAGUCGGCGCUCUGGUCUGCCAUCAACUCGACUUGUGGCACGGCUUUCGUCAACGCCAUCAAGUCGCAGGUUGGCACCAGCUUGAGCAGCAACUCUUCCAGCUCUGGCGCUGAGAGCAUGAUGGCGGUUCAGGGUGUGGCUGGUAUGACCGCGUUGGUCGGUGCCACCUUUGCCGCUGGUAUCGUCGCCAUCUUUGUCUAAGGGUUGUUUCUUUCAAACCCUUCUUUUAUUGCUUUCAUAAUUAGACGAGAUCAAUGAGAGUUUCACGACAAAAACAAUCCUUUAUUUGUAUCUCCAUAACCCUUCUUUACCCUCCUGCUGUUUCAUAUUCUCCCCUCAUCGAGGGUUACCUACCGCCGUAUCUAUUUCUUCUGUGGACACUCUUAUCCCCGUAUUUGCCUACUCUUCUUGCCCCUCGCUUCAUUUCGCUUAUUCCCUGGUGUUUAUGAAUGGACUUGUCUGUUCGAGAUUGGCUGCGAUACUCUGCCAUGUGGACUUUUCUUUGAUAUUGACACACUACUCGUA
Molecule: messenger RNA, 1457 nt
Organism: Cryptococcus amylolentus CBS 6039
Lineage: Eukaryota; Fungi; Basidiomycota; Tremellomycetes; Tremellales; Cryptococcaceae
Exons: 2
Coding region: 78-1133 (351 amino acids)
Source: RefSeq, a predicted model, not a curated record